This is a messenger RNA of Amaranthus tricolor (Joseph's coat), 1339 nucleotides long. RefSeq lists its product as uncharacterized. Lineage: Eukaryota; Viridiplantae; Streptophyta; Magnoliopsida; Caryophyllales; Amaranthaceae. The transcript has 6 exons. The record is from RefSeq and is a predicted model, not a curated record. Bases 30 to 1016 code for a protein of 328 amino acids.
GUAAGAUCAAAGGAAGAGGUAAGAGAGGAAUGUAUAAGAGUUACGUGGUUGACAUGAAAAUUAAAGGGAGAGGAUCGAAAUUGAAGAUCACAAUACCUGAUGAAAUUGACCGAGCAAUUGGAGAAAAUGCUCGUCACUUGGUUAAUGAGUGUGGGCGUAUUGUGAGGACAAAAGCUCCCUUGAAUGUGAAAAGUUGGAAAGAAGCAUUUGACGCAGCUGGAGAAAGUAUGUUGAAGGAAAUACAGGAUAAGUUUGAAAUUGAUAAGUCUAGCGAUUACUUCCGAAUGUAUGCAUUUGUCUUGGAGACCAUGCAACGUUUAUAUAGAUUGUACAAGUGUAGGUUGCACAAUUACUACAAAAGUGCGAGAUGCGGAAAAACUAACGAGGAGCUCAAAAAGAAUCCUCCUCUUGACUUACCCCAACCUCAAUGGGAAUAUCUGAUCAAGUAUUACGGAUCUGACAAAUUUAAGGUCAUAAGUGAGAGGAACUCUAAAAAUCGGAAUUCUGACAAGAGAACUAAGCAUACAACUGGAAAUUUAUCAUUUCCUGAAUCAGAAGAUGUAUUGACAAAAGAGAAUGAUAAUGUGAAGCUAACUGCUGAUAAAGUUUGGCUUAUCCAACACACUCGUAAGAAUGAUCAAGGAAAACUAGAAUGGCUCGAUACGCGGUCAAAAGAAAUCCAUGUGAAGUUGAAAGAUGUUGUUGCAUCAGCUGGGGAUUCAAUGACACAAGAUGAAAUUUUGCUUAGAGUUCUGGGCCAAAAGUCAGGGCAUGUACGUGGAAAAGGGACAGGGAUACGUGCAUAUUCUAAAGAGAAAGCACAAAUAGAACAACGUAAGAUUGUGGAGCAACAACAAGAGAAAAUUCAAGAGCAACAACAACAAAUUAAAGAUUUGAUGGAAAGUCAGUUGCUACAACAACGACAAUUUGAAGAAUAUAAGGCACAACAACAAGAAGCAAUUGAAUCGAUGAAACAAAGCAUCUUACAACAGCUACAGAAUAAAGAAGUUCAAUGAUUGUCAUGAAUGCUUAUUAGGGAAACAUAUCUUCGUUGAAAAUUUUUUGUACUCAAUGACGAAGUUGGUGAUAGCUACAAGCAUUUUGGAUGCGCGAUGUUUUGGGUUAUGAAGAAGCUAUUAUGCACUUGUAUAUUUUUGGACUUUUUAAAAGUGCCUAUCACUUGUAAUUUUUUGCAUAAAAACUUGUGUAUGGUUGGAGAAUUAUGUUGGAAAAUUGGUUAUCCAAUCCGUUACAUGUAUAUCAAUUACGGGAUUCAAUGACACACGAUAAUAUUUAGGACGUGUGAUAUUUUGGGAUACGAAUUAAUAUAUAAUGAUAA